Messenger RNA from Neogale vison (American mink), 817 nucleotides. RefSeq lists its product as uncharacterized. The record is from RefSeq and is a predicted model, not a curated record. The transcript has 2 exons. Lineage: Eukaryota; Metazoa; Chordata; Mammalia; Carnivora; Mustelidae. The coding region runs from base 1 to 783 and encodes 260 amino acids.
AUGAGGCUACCUGGGCUGUCUCGGCUUUGCCCGCGGGCCCCGGCCAGCAUGUUCCCACCAGGGCCCUUUACGACCCUGGGCACCGCGGGGCCGCUCGGCCACAGAGCGAAGCACCAUGCCUCUGUGGACGGGAGGCUGGCAUCGAGUGCCGUGUCGCCGAGAAGGCCGGCGACGGGCCUCCCCACCACGCCUCCCUGCUCGCCCCUGCUCAAGUGUACCCUGAUGAAGGACGUUUCCAGGCCUGGGGAAGGGGACGGGUGCCGGGCUGGCCGGGACCCCAUCUCUGGCAGUGAUGGGGUGCCGUCUUCAGAGCACGGCUGGAGGGGAGAGCCUGCUGCUGGAAGGAGCACGGCGGGGGGGCCCUCGGCUCUGGUCCCUCGGCUCUGGUCCGGGGUGUUUCUUCCUACGCUUUUGUUUAUUACAACAAAGGCUAAGCUUGGAGCCCUGAGGCCGGUGUGGCCGUGGCAGUUUCCGCCUACACUGUGUCUUGUGACCACUUCGGCAGGAAACGUCCUCAAGAAAUGCGAACCAGAAAUGUUAGGUUUCAGCUGUUCUGGGGUCCUUGCCUGGGCCCUCCGUCCUGCUGAGGAGGACAGGUCUCUGGCGUUCUUGCUCCCGUGUCCCUUGGCUGCCCUGGAUCGGAGACAUCUCCAGAGGAACCUCCUCCCCAGUUUCAACAGAAAAAGGAAGAAGAUGGCAAAGGCCACAGAAAAAACUUGGUGGGAGAAACCAGAAACUCUUACAAAUAAAAACGAGAACUUAAGGGAGCCCGUCUGUGAAUGAAUGAAAGCUUCUAGCUAGCAGCCGCACAGAGGCC